Messenger RNA from Aphidius gifuensis, 693 nucleotides. RefSeq lists its product as uncharacterized. Lineage: Eukaryota; Metazoa; Arthropoda; Insecta; Hymenoptera; Braconidae. The coding region runs from base 1 to 693 and encodes 230 amino acids. The record is from RefSeq and is a predicted model, not a curated record. The transcript has a single exon.
AUGGCACUACGACUUGGUGGCAUUACAAACGACGAAGAUAAAUUUUCACAAGUCCUAGUGAAUCUUGAGAGUGAUGUAUUGAUGUUAGUUGGUGAUUUAGCUAACAAUCCACCAACAAUGGACAAAUUCAACACACUCAAAGAUCGCAUUUUACAAAGCUUUGCUCAAACAACAGAAGCACGACUCAGACGCAUGUUUCGAGGCGAUGAAUCUGUUGGUAAAAAGCCAACUGAAAUACUUGCACACAUAAAAAAUUUAGCAUCUGGUGAGUGCAAUGCAACUGUACUAAGAACAAUAUUUUUAGAAAAACUCCCAGAGCAAAUGCGUGUGUUGUUAGCCAUGUGUGAGCAUGAAGAUCUGGACAAAGUAGCUGAGAUGGCAGACAAAAUAUACGAGAUGUCUAAUACUUCUUCAUGUGCCAUUGCCAGUUCUCAAGAACAAGCAUCUGUUCAAGCUAUUGAAUCGCCAAUAUCAGAGGUCUUUAAACUAAUCAAAACUCUCUCUAAUAAAGUUGACAAAUUACAGAGAGAAUACAGAUCUAGAUCCAGGUCAAGAUCCAAAUCACGUGGACGCUCAAACAGUCCAAGCAAUAAUCUGUGCUUUUAUCACAGAAGAUUUGGUGACAAUGCAAGAAAAUGCUUAGAAACAUGUUCUCAAAAUUCUGCAUGGCAAUCUAUGAAAUCGGAAAACUAA